Molecule: messenger RNA, 5058 nt
Organism: Gigantopelta aegis
Lineage: Eukaryota; Metazoa; Mollusca; Gastropoda; Neomphalida; Peltospiridae
Product: phosphatidylinositol 3,4,5-trisphosphate 3-phosphatase and dual-specificity protein phosphatase PTEN-like
Exons: 9
Coding region: 273-1736 (487 amino acids)
Biological process (GO): phosphatidylinositol 3-kinase/protein kinase B signal transduction; protein dephosphorylation; cell motility
Cellular component (GO): nucleus; cell projection; cytosol
Molecular function (GO): phosphatidylinositol-3,4,5-trisphosphate 3-phosphatase activity; protein tyrosine phosphatase activity
Source: RefSeq, a predicted model, not a curated record
UAGGUUAAACUGAGAAUCGGUAGACUUUCUGCCUACAAAAUGUUGUUUUCUUUUAUUAAUGGAUAACACUGCUGAAGUGGCAACGUUUGAUGGCGUAAAUAUGUGACGAGAUCUGUCAGUGUGUGUGGAAAAUAUGGAUAUUGUGUGUGAUUUGGAGUUCAUAAAUUUCAUGACGGGCCAAUGAGGAUGUUGAUACAAACCUUCUCUAGUUGAUUCCUGAAUUAAGUUCCUGUUAGCCGUCAACUUGGUGACAUACUAAACGGCACCAGAAGAUGGCCAACAAGAUAAAAGGCUGGGUUAGCAAAAACAAACGGAGACACAAAGAAGACGGCUUCGAUCUGGACCUUACAUAUAUUACUCCAAACAUCAUUGCGAUGGGCUUCCCAGCAGACAAGUUGGAGGGUGUGUACAGAAACAACAUAGAUGAUGUUGUCCGGUUUCUGGAGGGAAAGCACAAAGACCACUACAAAGUGUACAAUCUUUGUUGUGAACGGAAGUAUGACACGUCCAAGUUUCGCCACCGUGUGGCCAACUUUCCGUUUGAGGACCACAACCCUCCACGCCUGGAGCUGAUCAAACCAUUCUGUGAAGACUUGGAUGAAUGGCUCAGUUCAGACCCAGACAAUGUAGCUGCCAUACACUGUAAAGCAGGAAAGGGUCGAACUGGAGUCAUGAUUUGUGCUUACAUGCUGCACCGUGAGAGAUUUGACAAUGCUGAUGAUGCUUUAAAAUUCUAUAGUCAAACAAGAACAAGAGAUUUUAAGGGUGUGACAAUUCCGAGCCAGAAGCGGUACGUGUAUUACUAUGGCGAGCUUCUCAGGAAUGGUUUCACGUACGUGCCAGUCACUCUGCUGCUGAGAGAGAUACGCUUUGAAACCAUUCCAAUAACCAGUGUCGGGUCCUCUUGUUGUCCGUACUUUGAGGUGUACCAGAUGAAGGUGAGGGUGUUGACGUCGCCGGUGUACGAGGGACUAAAGAAAGGAGAUUCACACUUCAGUAUGGUACUCCAACAACCUGUGAUGGUAGGUGGCGACGUCAAGAUUGAUUUCUUCAACAAACCAAGAUAUGGGAAAAAGGAAAAGAUGUUUCAUUUUUGGUUCAAUACGUUCUUUGUGCAUGAAACCGAAAAAGCUGACCCUGUUAAUGGAGAUGCUCUCAAUCCAAGCAGCUGUCGAGAAUAUUUGACCAUGACCAUUCCCAAGAUGGAGCUUGACCGGGCAAAUAAGGACAAAUCGCACAAAGCGUACAGUCCCAACUUCAAGGUAAAAGUUUAUUUCAUUCAUCCUGAGACGAACCUGGAAAGAAGUAAAAGUGCUGAUGACAUGAUGUGUAAAAACUGUACGUCGAAGCCGCGUUCCAACACGGAGGAGAAACUGUGGUCUGGUCACUCACCACAGAUCACACACAUGACGGCGAACCAGCGGCUGGCAGCCUCGUUCAGUAAACUGACUUGCAGCGACCCCUCGCUGUCCGUGAGACAGUCCAACGUAUUACCUCCCGACUAUUCGCCCACAACAUCCAACAGACAGUCUAACCCGCUCCCUUCGGACUUGACCGUCAGAAACGGUGGUGAAGUUGUCCCAGGUCUGACGACCUCAGAAAGCGGUCGGGUGGUUUCUUUGUUGAGUGUGGAGGGCGGGUCCUUGUAUCAUAGCGACAACGAACCGUUCGAAGACGAUCUGUCCGACACAGAAUCUGAUAAUGAGUGGGAAGGCUGUGAGGUGACGCAAGUAUGACCACAGCUCUUCUAGUUUCCGUUUUUAUUCAAUCUUUUAUCGCUGUCAGUUGGUGGUUUUCAAACUUCAAAGGUGCACAGAGAGUGCUUGUGUGUGUGUGGGUGCGCGAGAAUGUGAGAUCUAUUUUUAAUUAUCAUUAACAUUAUUAAUAACCUGAAGAAUCAUGGAUGUAUAUGUCAGAAAUUGCACAGAAAAUGGAACACUUUUAUUUUUCUCAGUAGAGGAUGGGAUAUUUUCUUAUUACCUAUUAAAUAUCUACCAGUUCACACAUGGUAUGUAAUGGCAUCUCAUUUAUCUACAAAAAACCCAUCUGUAAUAUGAUAAUUUUGAACUUUCUUUGAGGUCAUUUGAGGAUUAUAAAAUGGAACACUUUUAUUUUUCUCAGUAGAGGAUGUGAUAUUUUCUUAUUAUCUAUUAAAUAUCUACCAGUUCACACAUGGUAUGUAAUGGCAUCUCAUUUAUCUACAAAAAACCCAUCUGUAAUAUGAUAAUUUUGAACUUUCUUUGAGGUCAUUUGAGGAUUAUAAAAUGGAACACUUUUAUUUUUCUCAGUAGAGAAUGUGAUAUUUUCUUAUUAUCUAUUAAAUAUCUACCAGUUCACACAUGGUAUGUAAUGGCAUCUCAUUUAUCUACAAAAAACCCAUCUGUAAUAUGAUAAUUUUGAACUUUCUUUGAGGUCAUUUGAGGAUUAUGAAAUGGAACACUUUUAUUUUCUCAGUAGAGGAUGUUAUAUUUUCUUAUUACCUGUAAUAAAAUACCUAUGAAAUAUCCACCAUUUCACACAUGGUAUGUAAUGCAAUCUCAUUUACCUACUAAGAAGACAUUUGUAAUAUGAUAAGUUUGAACUUUCUUUGAGGUCAUUUGAGGAUUAUGAAAUGUGGAUGUGGAUAUGACAGCUUAAAAAAAUUUGAGCCAAAAUUACAAACCUGUUUUCGUCUCUGUAACUACAAUAUAUAUUUACAAUGCUUAAACACCUGUGUUUAAGAAAAACGAGCUUCGUAAAUUUGGUCCGUUAAUGUUUUCUGUCACAGAUUUGUCCAUAGGUUGGUGUUUAUUCUCAGUUUUUAUCACUUUGUAUGAUCAAAUUCCAUGGAGAUAAUGCUAAUUUGAGUAAACUUUUACUAAUUACAGAUUUUACCAAUGUGAUGGAUGUGAUGUAAGACUUUGAAUUGUCCAUAUAAAAAUCAAGACAAACUGUUUUCUGAUUAUUAGUUUAAGACACACGAACCCUCAAGUAGUCAGACUGUUAAGUAAAGCAACAAACUAGUUGAAAGGUAAAACAAAAUUUCCAUCUGGCUACUCAAGCCAGUGUUCCAUUUUCUCGUGACGUCUCCCAUAUGUCUUCUGUUUGGUAUAGAAGAAUAAAAUUCCCUUUGUUAUAUUCCCAUUCCCCUUGAUGUAUUUCACAUGGCAUCCAGUUAGCAAUGCAGUGCUCGGAAGUCUCUCUUUUUUCAAACUGGAUAAGUUACCAGUGUGUGCCUGUAUGUUUUUUAGUGGAGUCGCACAAUUACAAGAUAUUACACUAUUUUCUCUUUUAAGAAUUAAAAAAAAAGAUAAUUAACUAACAUGGAUUCUUGGGGAAUCAAUUGUGAAUUUAAAGUAAACAUAUAUUCAUUGACUGUCCACAAAAUACCUAAAUUGGACAUUAAUUGUUAUAGAAAUACAUGUAUUGAAUAUUUCGAAUUGAAAAAUAAGGAAUACAUGUAUUACUAUUAGUUUAGAAUUGUCCUAUCUAGUUUUAUUUAAGAAUGCUACAAAGUAAUGAAAUGCUUGACAAAAAUAGUUACAUAGUGUUAGGUGGAAUACAGGAUAUGACAGUUAAUUUUGGAAAUGGAUUAAUUGUUAAAAGAGAAUGUGGAAUAAGGACAGUUUUUUUUUUAAUUACUUAGGCCAGUAUUUUUUUUUUGCUCAAAUAAAAAUAUUAAAAAAGUCGUAUUUUUCACUUUUAUUUUUUGCCGCCGACUUCCACAAAUAGCUCUAAAGAAAGAAAAAAUUACCAUUCUAUUCUAUUGUGGCGCAUUUCGUAAGGUAACAGUGAGAAAUAACACUUAUUUCGUCAAUAAAUAUACCAUUGUAGAUACGAAUUGUUAAUUCGUCUUUAGUCGUUCUCUUUCGAUCCGAUUCGCUAUUUCGCUCACCCCUACUGAUACACCCCAAACAGGUAUUUUGGGGUUUUUUUCCUUCCUCCUACCUUUGUGCACAAAAGUUCUUGUUCGUAAACCUAAAAAUUAAAAAAUACUGGCCUUAUUGUUUUAAUUUGUUUUUGGGGGAAAGGAGGGGGUAGAGAUUUUUGGUGCCCAGUAUAUGUAAAUGUUAAUCUGAUUUACAUUGGAAUUUUUGUUGUGUUGUAAAAAGAAAUUUGUGUUACAUAUUUUUAAAUUUCUAUAUUCACAGAAUUAAAUCGGUCCAUCACUUUUUUUUUUUUUUUUUGAAACAUCAAAUUUGUAGUAAUUAUUUUUAAUAGAACCAGUCUUUGACGUGAGGUUUUUCAUUAAUACCUUCAUGUAAUUUAUGACCCCUGUACUCAUCACCAUUUUUUAAUCAAAUUUGUAGGUAAUAUUUUUAAUUUAAGCUGAAUCCUUUGGAUUCUUAUGAUUUUAGGUCUUCGGAAAACACAUUUUGUUGUUGAGAUUUCCCGAUAUUAUUUCAGAAAGCAUUAUAGAAGGAAAGUGAUGUUUAUUACAGUAUGUGUUUUCACAGUAGUUAUUAAAACAUACGUAGAGGCUUUUAGAAUUUGUAGACCUAAGUUCUGGUAAAAUGGUUUCUGAUUUUAAUUUUUAUCUGCAGUACACAAAGAGCAUUUGUUGGUUUGAGAAAAUGAAAUCAAGUUUGACAUACAUGUAUGUUCGAAGUUCAGGUUUAUGACAAGCAUAAUUAUGUGUGUUUGCAUCCAGGUGGAAACAAACGCAAAAGAACAACACAAGCAUUUUUAAUUAACUGGGUUAUGUCUAGCACCAAUAGUGACUCGUAUAACGUUUCUCAUACUUUGCAGAGGGUACAAAAUCACCAUCUAGCCACUGUUAUACGGGUUCUACCUCGCACUAAAUUUGGAUUAGGCACAUACUUUUACAUGGAUUAAAUAGAUUUUUCAAAAUAGGAAAACAGCAUAGACAUAUUUUGACUUCCUGGCUGGUGCUAAAUAACAGAGUCUAGAUGCUUGUUAUUUUGUGACUUCAGUUUACAGAGCUCAUUAUUCAUCUAACGUGUAUUUAAAAAAAAAAAAAAACAUUAAAAGAAAUACGGAAAUGUGUUUAUUUUAAAAAGUACUGGAUGAGCAGUUGAAAUGAAGGUGCAUAUAUAUUAAAAAACCAGAUUUAACAAA